CUCUGUCCGAGGUAGGGCUCCCAGUCCAUUCCCCUCCCCCAAUCCAGAUCCCUCCGAUCCAAUCAUCGACCCUCGCAGCAUUCCCGCCUCGUCUCUUUGUGCAUACCCCCUCUCGCGGCAGGCUUGCCCCGUCUGAGCAACUCUGCAUCUCUCCCGUCUCUCCCGUCUCUCCCGUCUCUCCCAUAUCACCAUCUCUCCCAUCGCCAGGCACCCAGAUCCGCUAUGAACCCCAGAACCUACCGUGGCGAGCCCUUGGCCCCAGAUGCCACCAUCCGAAACCCCUUUGGCUACCAUAAGCGCAAGUUUCCCGAGACCCAGUUCUUUGUCGUGGCCACGCUGCACACCUGUCUGCGAGUCAUUUCCGAGUUCAAGGCCGACCUGAUCGAGCUGCAGGACUAUCUGCAGACUAUCCCAGAGUAUCCCUACGUCCAGCGCUGCAUCGACAUCGACGCUGCCCUGCUCGCUCUCCAGUCCUGUGUCGAAGUCUUCCCAAAGCCAUCUUCCCCCAUUCCCGACGACUGGAAGUUCAAGCCCCAUCCGCCGCCGCCCGACGAUGAUCGCAACGAUGACAGCGACUCGGACGACCACGACCACGACCACGAUGGCGACCACGAUGGCGACCGCAGGAUGGACGAUUCCGCCUCCCCAGCCGCCAGAUCCCCCAACUACACAUCCUCGAGCCUGCCCUCACCCCCGACCUACACCUCGGCCUCCUAUGCCCUGCCUUACCCGCCGCCCUCGGACGCCUCGUCGUCGUGUCCGCCUUCUUCAUGCUCUCCCUCCUCCUACCCCCUGUCCUCCCACCAGCACCAUCUCCUCCGAGAUCGCCUCACACCGGACGGGGGCUGCUCGUCCUCAGAGUCGCCGACGGCGCUGCCCGUGCCCUUCACCCCUCUGCUACCAACCCCACAAUCGCAUCUGCCACUGUCAUCAUCACUGCCAUCGUCGUCUUCGCCAUGGGUCUCUCACUCUCAAAACCACCACAACAGCGCCGACUCUGCAGCCCUUCCUGUCCAGCGGGCCGCUGCAGGCUCCAGUCUCGUCGCCAUGGAUUCCAGCCCGAUCAUCCCCGGGGUUCCCUCCUCCUCCUCCGACCUGCCCCUUACCCGGCUUGCCGCCAAGCGCCCCAGAUACUCCCCGGCGGCAAACUUGCCCGAAGAAAUUCUUCGCCACAUCCUCUUCCGCUUCGGCCCGUCUGGUUAUCGGCCCUACUCCUCGGACCUGACCAGCCGCGAGAGCCACUACAACCUCGCUAGCUGCUCUCUUGUCAAUCGCUGGUGGAACCAAGUCGCAACCCAGAUGCUAUGGCAGGUCCCGGUGCUCUGGAGCCCCGAGUGUCUCGAAAAGUUCUCCAUGCGAUGUAUCUGGUACCUGGCCGAGCUCCAGGUCGCCCAGCGGCUCGCCUCCACCGCCAACAUGUCAUGGCUGGCCGGUCGCAUCGAGAAUGCACCCUAUCCACCCAGCGCUUCGCAGUAUCCUCAAUACCCUGCCCAUCCGCAGUACCCACAACAGACAGGUCACCCGCAGCACUCACCGUAUCGGCUGCAGCAGAGCCAUAUCCAGCAUCUGCCCUAUUCACAGCACCAGAGCACCCACCGCCGGAAGCGACGCUUCAUUCGUGCCUCUCCGAUGUUCCGGCCGUCGGUCCAGCCGCUGUAUCACGUCCGCGAGAUGCGGAUGCAGUUCCACUCAUCCAUCCCGCGAAACUUGAUGGAGGACUACGCCAUGACACCAUACCGCCAGCGCAUCUCGCGCGAGUGUUUCCGGAUCAUCACCCAAGCCACCCCGAACCUCAGCCGCAUCUGCGUCUACGGGUUUGAGGUCGGCGUCAAGCAUCUGGAGCACCUCUUUGUCCACUGUCCCAACCUGAUGGGUGUGCAGUGCUUUCUCAACUAUCCGGCCGAGCCCCGGAUGGAGCCCACCCCCGAAAACUACGGCAAGAUUGCCCACGGUAUCCACAAGCUCGAGGUCCUCGAUCUCGGCCAGAUCGAAAAUGCCUACGUGGACAGCUUCCCAGGGCAAGAGUCCUUCUGGAAGAUUGUGCCCUAUGCCGUCGGUCCCAACCUGCGCGCCAUCGAGGUGUCUGAGUCGCCCCUGACCCCGAGCGAGAUGGCUGUCCUCUUCCAGAAUGCACCAAACAUUGUCGUCCUCGACGUCAACUCGUGCCCCAACCUCGACGACAGCUUUUUCCGGAUCGUCCUCAAGAUGCUGCCGCGGCUCGAGACCCUGAUUGUAUACCCCAACUGGAGCCUGACCGACGAAGGCUUUGCCGAUUUUUGCCAGGACGCCCAGAACCUGCGUAUUCUCGAGCUCGACAUGUCCGAUCUCGACCCGGCGCUGGUCUUUCGCGGCGUGGUCGAGUGCAUGCCGCGGAUUCAGUCCCUGGCCCUGGGCACCUGCAACUACUACGAAGACCAGGACGACACCCACCUCUUUGCCUUUCUGGGGACGGUGCUGCCGCGACUGCGUGUCUUCCAGAUCGGCAUCCAUGCCAUCACCAACAGUCUGCUGAUGUGCAUCGGCCAGUACGGCUCGCAGCUGCGCUCCCUCCGCUUGGACUAUGUCGACGAAAAGGAUGAAAUGGACGAACCUCCGCUGACGGCCGACACGCUGAGAUCGGCCCUGGCUAUGAUGCCUCACUUGUUCUGCCUGAGCCUGACAUCCUCCGACGGCGACGAAAUCCAUCCCGAGAUUCUCGAGAACUACCGUGAGGCCUCGCCCUUCAAUGUCACCAACUCGUACUUUGUGCUGAGAGACCAGUACAUGAACGACUACUGAGGUGGCUCAGCCUCGAGUUGCCUGUCUGGUUGUGUCGUGCAGCCGCUCUCGUAGCAUGCACCAGCCGCACCACGUCUUGGACGCUCUUUGAUCGAGCGCUCAUUAUGCAUGGCCAAAGUCCAUCAAGCCUGUUUAUGUGCUGGAA
Polychytrium aggregatum is the source of this 2923-nucleotide messenger RNA. RefSeq lists its product as uncharacterized. Gene Ontology annotation, molecular function: protein binding. Gene Ontology annotation, biological process: SCF-dependent proteasomal ubiquitin-dependent protein catabolic process. The transcript has a single exon. The coding region runs from base 223 to 2778 and encodes 851 amino acids. The record is from RefSeq and is a predicted model, not a curated record. Lineage: Eukaryota; Fungi; Chytridiomycota; Chytridiomycetes; Polychytriales. Gene Ontology annotation, cellular component: SCF ubiquitin ligase complex.